UCUAGUCCAUUUAAUAGUCACUGCUCACCACUUCACUCCUCCUAUUCCAACUUCUAGCAAUAAAUCUCAUAUACAACUCUGAUCACAUUCUCUAAGAUUAUUUCUAUAAAUAUUUGUUGAUAAUUCUUCAAUUUCUGACUCUCAAGUAUCUUUUGUUAUAAUUCCUCAAUGACGGGUAGAUCUGCUGCAUGCUGUGAGAAAGUAGGUUUGAAGAAAGGUCCAUGGACACCAGAAGAAGAUCAAAAGCUUUUAGCUUAUAUUGAAGAACAUGGACAUGGUAGUUGGAGAUCCUUGCCUUCUAAAGCUGGACUUCAAAGGUGCGGUAAAAGCUGUAGAUUAAGAUGGACGAACUACCUUAGACCUGAUAUUAAAAGAGGAAAAUUCAGUUUGCAAGAAGAACAAUCCAUCAUUCAACUUCAUGCUCUUCUUGGUAACAGGUGGUCCGCAAUAGCAACACAUCUGCCUAAAAGAACAGAUAAUGAAAUAAAAAACUAUUGGAACACUCAUCUUAAGAAAAGAUUAGCAAAAUUGGGAAUUGAUCCGGUGACUCACAAGCCCAAAAAUGCAACCCUAAGUUCAAUCGAUGGUCCAUCCAAGAAUGAAUCAAACCUUAGUCAUAUGGCUCAAUGGGAAAGUACUCGACUCGAAGCUGAAGCUAGACUUGUAAGAGAUUCAAAGUUAAGGUCACAUUCUAGUUUCAAAAUCCAACUCACUCAACUUGGUUCAUCAUCAUCAGCUGCUUAUCAAGCUGGUCCUAAAUGGCAUGGAACAAUGUGGUCAUCAAAGUCAAACAAAGUCUCUGCCGGUCGUGAUGAUUCUCCUACAUCAACAAUGACAUUUCCUGAUCAGAAUUUAUCACUGCCGGCUGCUCUAGCCGUAGGAUUAUCUGAUCACCACACGGCUUCGAACAAUGAAUUCAUAGGUGCCGGCUCUAGUAGUUCUCAUGAAAGAUCAGCAGUACUAGCAGUGAAAGAAGAAAGAAAUGAAGAAGAGUUGAAGAGCAUUGGGAAGUCUAGCCAUUUCUUAAAUAUUCCUGAUAUAGUACUGUUUCCAAAUGCUUAUCAUCAUGAAGGCACACAAUGGAAAUACGACCAUGCCUCAAAAUCUGCAGGAGACGUCGGAAACCACGCACCCAUGGUCGAAGAUGAUAAUGUUAACUUACCCGCUGCUGGGAAUAAUAAUUUCAUCAAUGGGUUUACAGAACUUAUUAUUAAUCAUGAUCCUCAUAACACCACCACUAGUUCAUCAUCCGACAACGGCGAAUGGACAGAUGAUAAUGGGUAUGGACAAGAGAUUAGCAAAUAUUACUGGAACAACAUACUUGACUUGGUGAAUUCCUCGCCAUCUGAUGCUCCACCAGUUUUCUAAUGCUAUUAGUAUUAGUUACCGCUACUUAAUGAGUAUGGAGUCAGUUAAGUAGGUUUUUAUCAUAAUAAUCUAGUCUAGCUAACUCGUCCGAGUGCAGAGGCGGAGGAGCGAGGAGUUGGUUCCCUCCGCCACUGUCCGAGUUAAAUCAUUAUCUGUACGUCAAUCUUGUCUACCUAUAUGAAAACGACUAGCUUUUAAUGUUCAUGGUAUUAAUUGUUGGGUGGUUCCU
Messenger RNA from Papaver somniferum (opium poppy), 1597 nucleotides. Its product is annotated as transcription factor MYB106-like. Bases 169 to 1368 code for a protein of 399 amino acids. NCBI's taxonomy places the organism in Eukaryota, Viridiplantae, Streptophyta, Magnoliopsida, Ranunculales, Papaveraceae. The record is from RefSeq and is a predicted model, not a curated record. The transcript is spliced from 3 exons.